Aspergillus tanneri is the source of this 1317-nucleotide messenger RNA. Its product is annotated as putative amino acid transporter. Gene Ontology annotation, cellular component: vacuolar membrane. The coding region runs from base 1 to 1317 and encodes 438 amino acids. Lineage: Eukaryota; Fungi; Ascomycota; Eurotiomycetes; Eurotiales; Aspergillaceae. Gene Ontology annotation, molecular function: amino acid transmembrane transporter activity. Gene Ontology annotation, biological process: amino acid transmembrane transport. The record is from RefSeq and is a predicted model, not a curated record. The transcript has 9 exons.
AUGAGUCCGCCCCAGGAACUCGACGCCACGGCUAUUCACCACGAUCCCAAUGUCUACAAUGCCACGACAGACAUGGAGAAAAAAGUCUCUCCUGACGAGUCGCCCCCGGACAAUGACCCCUUUGUUAUGAUUGCUGAAAAUAUCUCUCUGGGAAUUCUAUCUCUUCCCUCCGCUGUUGCGACUCUGGGAAUCGUCCCAGCUCUUUUAAUUAUCCUCGGCAUGUCCGGUAUUUCAUGGUAUACUGGUUAUGUUAUUGGACAGUUCAAGCUGCGUUAUCCUCAGGUUCACAGUAUGGGAGAUGCCGGAGAGCUGCUUCUCGGCCGCAUCGGGCGUGAAAUUUUCGGCAUUGGACAGCUUCUGUUCUUGAUCUUCCUGAUGGCCAGCCAUAUUCUCACCUUCACUGUGCUCUUCAACACCAUCACCAACCACGGGACCUGCACCAUUGUUUUUGGGGUAAUUGGGUUGAUAGUGAGCUUUAUUGGUGCUCUUCCGCGUACUGUGGGCAAGGUGUACAUCAUGUCCAUUGUUUCUUGCACCAGUAUCCUUGUUGCAACCGUGACCACAAUGAUUGCCAUUGGAGUACAAGCUCCUGAUAAUGUGCGGAACGAUAUUACCACCCACGUUCCCUUCAACGAGGCAUUUUUGGCAGUGACCAACAUCAUCUUUGCCUUCAUUGCUCAUGUUGCCUUCUUCGGGUUCAUCUCCGAGAUGAGCGACCCCCGCGAUUUCCCCAAGUCCUUAGCAAUGCUCCAGGUCCUGGAUACUUGCAUGUACAUUGUCACUGCGAUGGUCAUCUACUGCUACGCCGGACCUGAUGUCGCCUCUCCUGCUCUGUCUUCGGCAGGCCCCGUGAUGAAGAAGGUCGCCUAUGGCUUGGCUAUCCCAACCGUCGUCAUCGCUGGUGUCGUCUUUGGACACGUCGCUUGUAAAUAUAUUUAUGUCCGCAUUUUCCGUGGCUCGGCCCACUUGCACCAAAACAGCUUCCUGGCUAUUGGAAGCUGGGUGGCAAUCGCGCUAGCCGUCUGGGUUGUCGCUUGGGUCAUUGCCGAAUCUAUCCCUGUCUUCAACCAACUGCUGAGUCUUAUUAGUUCCCUCUUCGGUAGCUGGUUUAGCUACGGUCUGCCUGCCAUUUUCUGGCUUGUUAUGAACAAAGGGCAAUGGUUUUCCUCACCCAAUAAGAUCUUCCUUACUAUUGUGAACAUUUUUAUUCUGGGUAUUGCAAUUGCGAUUUGCGGUCUGGGUCUUUACGUUUCCGGAAAGGCAAUUCACGACAGCUCGUCCAACAACAGCUGGACGUGUUCCAAUAAUGCCGUAUAA